This is a messenger RNA of Sciurus carolinensis (gray squirrel), 2666 nucleotides long. RefSeq names its product LIM homeobox 4 (gene Lhx4). Gene Ontology annotation, biological process: neuron differentiation; regulation of transcription by RNA polymerase II. The transcript has 6 exons. The record is from RefSeq and is a predicted model, not a curated record. Gene Ontology annotation, cellular component: nucleus. Gene Ontology annotation, molecular function: DNA-binding transcription factor activity, RNA polymerase II-specific; RNA polymerase II transcription regulatory region sequence-specific DNA binding. NCBI's taxonomy places the organism in Eukaryota, Metazoa, Chordata, Mammalia, Rodentia, Sciuridae. The coding region runs from base 38 to 1210 and encodes 390 amino acids.
UCGCCGUAGACUGCGACUCGCUGGCUCUUGCUCCAAGAUGAUGCAGAGCGCGGCUGUCCCCGCGGAGGGGGCUGUCAAGGGGCUCCCGGAGAUGCUUGGUGUGCCGAUGCAACAGCUCCCCCAGUGUGCUGGCUGCAACCAGCACAUCCUGGACAAGUUCAUCCUCAAGGUGCUGGACAGACACUGGCACAGCUCCUGCCUCAAGUGUGCCGACUGCCAGAUGCAGCUGGCCGACAGGUGCUUCUCCAGAGCCGGCAGCGUCUACUGCAAGGAGGACUUCUUCAAGCGCUUCGGCACGAAAUGCACGGCCUGCCAGCAGGGCAUCCCCCCGACCCAGGUGGUCCGCAAGGCCCAGGACUUUGUCUACCACCUGCACUGCUUCGCCUGCAUCAUCUGCAGCCGGCAGCUGGCCACAGGGGACGAGUUCUACCUCAUGGAGGAUGGGCGGCUGGUGUGCAAGGAAGACUACGAGACGGCCAAGCAGAACGAUGACUCGGAGGCUGGAGCCAAGCGGCCGCGGACCACCAUCACCGCCAAGCAGCUGGAGACAUUAAAGAACGCCUACAAGAACUCCCCGAAGCCCGCCCGGCACGUGAGGGAGCAGCUGUCCUCGGAGACGGGCCUGGACAUGAGGGUAGUGCAGGUUUGGUUUCAGAACAGAAGGGCCAAGGAGAAACGCCUGAAGAAGGACGCAGGGCGGCACCGCUGGGGCCAGUUCUAUAAGAGCGUCAAGAGGAGCCGGGGAGGCAGCAAGCAGGAGAAGGAGAGCUCGGCAGAGGACUGUGGGGUUAGUGACAGUGAGCUGAGCUUCCGAGAAGAUCAAAUUCUCUCAGAACUUGGCCACACCAAUAGGAUUUAUGGCAACGUGGGGGACGUUACAGGCGGACAGUUAAUGAAUGGGAACUUCUCCAUGGACGGGACAGGACAAUCCUAUCAGGACUUGAGGGAUGGGAGUCCCUAUGGAAUCCCCCAGUCUCCAUCCUCCAUAUCGUCCCUGCCAUCCCACGCUCCCUUGCUCAAUGGGCUGGAUUACACAGUGGACAGUAAUUUGGGCAUCAUUGCGCAUGCAGGGCAGGGAGUGAGCCAGACGCUGAGAGCCAUGGCUGGGGGACCCACCUCUGACAUCUCCACAGGAAGCAGUGUAGGCUAUCCUGAUUUUCCAACUAGCCCAGCCUCUUGGCUUGAUGAAAUGGAUCAUCCUGCUUUUUAAACUUCUCUCCUCCCCACCCUACCUGUCCUCCUGAUUUGAGAGCAUAUCUUCAAGGACUGAAGGAGACUUGCCUCUUAAGGAUCAAAAAUGCGCCAAUGUGAAUUUCCAUUAUUUUCAAUGGAAGUCCUCUGCUGGUUCCUAGAAGGCUGUGCGACCUCGCUAGGGCACUGCUUUCUUGGAGGAGGCAGGAGAGCAGCCUCAGCUGCAACGGCACAGGGUGGACAGCCUGGAGCUCUAGGAUGCUGGCUUGCUGGCGCUCUCCCCACCCGCCCUGCUUGGUGGCUUUGGCUGCUCAGUGCUUUGGUAGCACAAGGCGACUGUGACAGGCCACCUGGGCCUCUGGGAACUCUGCUCCAACUGUGUGUCUCACACAAUGCCUCCCAAAUCACGGCCCUCACCAGAGCCGAGAUUCUUGAGGUAGAGCAUCGCGGCCCUUGAGUAUAAUGAGAUGAUUUCUGGACCACCCUGAUUGAACCCUGAUUUUCAAAAUAAAAUAGUCAGUUAUUAAAGGUUAGUGAAAACAUUGAUGGCCACAAUUUGAUAUUAAAAAAUCCCCCUCUCCCUUUCUUUUUGUUGCUAUGAAAAUAUGACUUCUUUCCUAUGUGAAAGUAUAAACCAGAGAAUAAUCAUCGGUUUUAGUUUUUAAGAAAUCCCUUCUAUACCACUGAAUCCCUCAUGGCAAGAAGUGCUUUUCAUUGCAGAUGACUCUGAGGCUGGAGCUGAGUGGCCUGGACCUUCACAAACUGCUUGAUGAGUCCCCUGGGCACAGUGUGCCUUUUUGAUUUGCUUGUAUCAUUUAUUACCCAAUAUAGGCUGUGGGCUACACAAUGAUCAAAGCUAAACCGUGGAGAGAACACAGUGACAAUCAGUGACAGCACUGGAAGAAGCUUUCGGGUUCCAAAUGUGCAGUCUGUUUAGCCACAGGGGCAGAUGCCAGUCUCCUUGUGGGGUGAAAUGAAAUUUGGAGUCUGCCUCGAGGGGGUUGCAAGUCUGCCCUCCUCCUCCUAAAAAUUGAAACUCUUCUCUGCUGACUCCAUUGGACGACAGCGUUGCUCUUUUGGCUUACCUUAGUUGGGAGGAGUACCCUGGGGAACAGCCUUAACACUGUCCAAAAGGUUUUGAGUGGUCCUUGGGCUGCAUCUCUCUGGGUUGCCGGCUGGACUUGUGCCAUGCCCAGGACUCCUGUCCUGUGCUCAGAAAACCAGAGCUCCCCAGUCAGUGGCAGUGCAGGGACUUCCUGCUUGCAGGUUUGCAGUAGCAUGUCACUAAGCCUGCAGCAAGGUCAAAGCUGCAACUACCACCUUGUGCACCCCACUUCUGGCCAUCAGAAUGCUCUCCAUGUGCAAGCUGGGAAUUUAGCCAGUUGCAAUUUAUUUCCAUCCCCUUGGGAAACCAUGGUUUGCUUCUUCUGGCUUCCCAUUCUCUUAAAUGAGAUUGGCAGGUAGGAAGGAGCGAG